This is a messenger RNA of Meriones unguiculatus (Mongolian gerbil), 2844 nucleotides long. RefSeq names its product heat shock protein 90 beta family member 1 (gene Hsp90b1). The coding region runs from base 149 to 2563 and encodes 804 amino acids. NCBI's taxonomy places the organism in Eukaryota, Metazoa, Chordata, Mammalia, Rodentia, Muridae. Gene Ontology annotation, molecular function: ATP hydrolysis activity; ATP binding; ATP-dependent protein folding chaperone. Gene Ontology annotation, biological process: protein folding. The transcript has 18 exons. The record is from RefSeq and is a predicted model, not a curated record.
GCAAGCCUUGGGGUGAAAAGCCGCCCGACCUGCGCGCGGUGUAGUGGGCGGACCGCGCUGCUGGAGGUGUGAGGAGCCUCGACUCGGGUUGGGGGGUGGAGGCGGCUCCUGCGACCGAAAAGGACUUGCGACUCGCCGGCCACUCACCAUGAGGGUUCUGUGGGUGCUGGGCCUCUGCUGCGUCCUGUUGACCUUCGGGUUUGUCAGAGCUGAUGAUGAAGUCGAUGUGGAUGGUACUGUAGAAGAGGACUUGGGGAAAAGCAGAGAAGGCUCAAGGACAGAUGACGAAGUCGUGCAGAGAGAGGAAGAAGCUAUUCAGUUGGAUGGGUUAAAUGCAUCACAGAUAAGAGAACUUAGAGAAAAAUCUGAAAAGUUUGCUUUCCAAGCUGAAGUUAACAGGAUGAUGAAACUUAUCAUCAACUCUCUGUAUAAAAAUAAAGAGAUUUUCCUAAGAGAACUGAUUUCCAAUGCUUCUGAUGCUUUGGACAAGAUCAGGCUCAUUUCACUAACUGAUGAGAAUGCACUUGCUGGAAAUGAAGAGUUAACAGUGAAGAUUAAGUGUGACAAAGAGAAAAAUCUUCUGCAUGUCACAGACACUGGUGUAGGAAUGACCAGAGAGGAGUUGGUGAAAAACCUUGGUACCAUAGCCAAAUCUGGAACAAGCGAGUUUUUAAACAAAAUGACAGAGGCACAAGAAGAUGGUCAGUCAACUUCUGAACUGAUUGGCCAGUUUGGUGUCGGUUUUUAUUCUGCCUUCCUUGUAGCAGAUAAGGUCAUUGUCACAUCAAAGCACAACAAUGAUACCCAGCACAUCUGGGAAUCAGACUCCAAUGAAUUCUCUGUGAUUGCUGACCCAAGAGGAAACACGCUGGGUCGUGGGACAACAAUUACUCUGGUUUUAAAAGAAGAAGCAUCUGAUUACCUUGAAUUGGAUACAAUUAAAAACCUCGUCAGGAAGUAUUCUCAGUUCAUCAAUUUUCCCAUCUAUGUGUGGAGUAGCAAGACUGAGACUGUUGAGGAGCCCUUGGAAGAAGAAGAAACAGCAAAAGAAGAGAAAGAAGAAUCUGAUGAUGAAGCUGCAGUAGAAGAGGAGGAGGAAGAAAAGAAACCAAAAACUAAGAAAGUUGAAAAAACUGUGUGGGACUGGGAACUGAUGAAUGAUAUCAAACCAAUAUGGCAGAGACCAUCCAAAGAAGUAGAAGAAGAUGAAUACAAAGCUUUCUACAAAUCAUUUUCAAAGGAGAGUGAUGAUCCCAUGGCUUAUAUCCACUUUACUGCAGAAGGGGAAGUUACCUUCAAGUCAAUUUUAUUUGUGCCCACAUCCGCUCCUCGUGGUCUGUUUGAUGAAUAUGGAUCUAAGAAGAGUGAUUAUAUUAAGCUGUAUGUGCGCCGAGUAUUCAUCACAGAUGACUUCCAUGACAUGAUGCCCAAGUACCUUAAUUUUGUCAAAGGUGUGGUGGAUUCAGAUGACCUCCCCCUCAAUGUUUCCCGUGAGACUCUUCAGCAACAUAAAUUGCUCAAGGUGAUUAGGAAGAAGCUUGUCCGAAAAACUCUGGACAUGAUCAAGAAGAUUGCUGAUGAGAAAUACAAUGAUACUUUCUGGAAAGAAUUUGGCACCAAUAUCAAGCUUGGUGUGAUUGAAGACCACUCGAAUCGAACACGGCUUGCUAAACUUCUUAGGUUCCAGUCUUCUCACCAUGCAACUGACAUUACUAGUUUAGACCAGUAUGUGGAAAGAAUGAAGGAGAAGCAGGACAAAAUCUACUUCAUGGCUGGCUCAAGCAGAAAAGAGGCUGAAUCCUCUCCGUUUGUUGAGAGACUUCUGAAGAAGGGCUAUGAAGUUAUUUACCUCACAGAACCUGUAGAUGAAUACUGCAUCCAGGCCCUCCCUGAGUUUGAUGGGAAAAGGUUCCAAAAUGUUGCCAAAGAAGGAGUGAAGUUUGAUGAGAGUGAGAAAACCAAGGAAAAUCGGGAAGCAACAGAGAAGGAAUUUGAGCCUCUGCUCAACUGGAUGAAGGAUAAGGCCCUGAAGGACAAGAUUGAAAAGGCUGUGGUGUCGCAGCGCCUCACAGAGUCUCCCUGUGCCCUUGUGGCCAGCCAGUAUGGAUGGUCUGGCAACAUGGAGAGGAUCAUGAAAGCACAGGCCUACCAAACGGGCAAGGACAUCUCUACAAAUUACUAUGCCAGUCAGAAGAAAACAUUUGAAAUUAACCCUAGACAUCCACUGAUCAGAGACAUGCUUCGACGGGUUAAGGAAGAUGAAGAUGACAAGACUGUCUUGGAUCUUGCAGUGGUUUUGUUUGAAACAGCAACACUUCGGUCAGGUUAUCUUUUACCAGACACCAAGGCUUAUGGAGAUAGAAUAGAAAGAAUGCUUCGCCUGAGUUUAAACAUUGACCCUGAAGCACAGGUAGAAGAAGAACCAGAAGAAGAGCCUGAAGACACAACAGAAGACACAGAGGACACGGAGCAGGAAGAGGAAGAGGUGGACGCGGGGACAGAAGAAGAAGAAGAAGAACAGCAAACAGCCAAGGAACCUAUAACAGAAAAAGAUGAGUUGUAAAUUGCACUCUCACCACGGAUCCUGUGUGGAGAGGGAAUAUGAAAUUUUAAAGUCAUUUCUUUUGAGAGACUUGUUUUGGAUGCUCCCCCAAGCCUCCUUCUCCCCUGCACUGUAAAAUGUUGGGAUUAUGGGUCACAGGAAGAAGUGGGUUUUUUAGUUGAGGUUUUUGUUUUUUGUUUUGUUUUUUUAACAUUCCUCCUGAAUGUAAAUUUGUACUAUUUAACUGACUAUUGGUGUAAAAUCUUGUCAUGUGUAUAAAAAUUAAAAAAAGAUCCCAAAUA